Monoraphidium neglectum is the source of this 1350-nucleotide messenger RNA. RefSeq lists its product as hypothetical. Gene Ontology annotation, biological process: potassium ion transport. Gene Ontology annotation, molecular function: voltage-gated potassium channel activity; protein binding. NCBI's taxonomy places the organism in Eukaryota, Viridiplantae, Chlorophyta, Chlorophyceae, Sphaeropleales, Selenastraceae. The record is from RefSeq and is a predicted model, not a curated record. The transcript is spliced from 10 exons. The coding region runs from base 1 to 1350 and encodes 449 amino acids.
AUGAUCCUGGUGGCAGGCAGCUGUGUCAUGGAAUCGCCGCGCUCAGGAGGCGCCGGCGCCGCCAGCGCCGAGCACGUGGUCGUGAAUCUGGACGGCGCGUCAGUCCACGGCGGCUCCGCGCGCGUCCUCGCCCCCGGCGACCCGCUGGCAGAGAUGGCCUUCUUCACAGAGACGGCAAACCUGCAGGCCGUCCGCACUGCGUGCGUGUGCCGCGUGCUGAGCCUCAGCCGGACAGCCUACCUGGCGCUGGCGGCCGCCUUCCCGAUUUCGGCGGAGCGCGUGCUGGGGAACUUGCUGGAGGCGGCGGAGGAGAUGGUGGAGCGGGAGAUGCACCUACCAUUCACCGCCUUUGGCUCCCUGGAGGCAAACCUCAACUUGGAGGCGCUGUCGGUGAAGUACGCGUCACCCGAGCUGUACCGCGGCUCCAGCGCCCCCCUCGGCCGCAGCGGCAGCGGGGCCGCACAGGGCCCCGCCCUAGACAGCGCCGCCCGCGGGGGCGGCGAUGAUGGGGGCGGCAUUGGCGCGAACGGCGGCGGCGGCGGGGGAGGCGGCGGCGCUGAUGAGGCGCGGGACGCGUUUGAUUUGGACGGGCUGGUGGGGUCGUUCUCUGACCGGGGCCAGCCGCUGCGGCAGAGCCAGCGCAUGGCUCUGUCCAACCUGGUGCGGGUGCGCAUGCUGGUGGAGGCCCAGAAGCAAAAGCUGCAGCGCGAAAGGACAGCCGAGUUCCUGGAGGCGGCCAAACUGGGCAACAUGACGCGCCUGCGCGCGAUGCUGCAGCAGGGGCUGAGCCCCGACAGCUCUGACUACGACGGCCGCACUGCCCUCAUGCUGGCGGCCGGCCAGGGCCACCUGGAGGCCGUGAAGCUGCUGCUCUCCACGGGAGCUCACCCAUCCCUCACGGACUCGCUGCAGGGCUGCGCGCUGCUGGAGGCAGCGCGCGGCGGCCACGACCAUGUCCUCUCAGCACUGCUGGCUGCAGGGGCAAAAAUGUACAUGUCACAGGUCGCCUGCGCCGCGCACCUGUGCACCGCCGUGUUUGAAGGGGACGUGAAGCUGCUGCGCCGCCUGGUACGCGCCGGCAUGCCGCCCGACAGCGGCGACUACGACGGCCGCCGCGCGGCGCACAUCGCCGCCGCGGAGAGCUCUCUCGCAGCACUCAAGGUUCUGGUUGAGGAGGGGGGCGCCUCCUUGGAGGUCAAAGACCGCUGGGGCCUCACGCCGCUCGACGAGGCGCGCCGCGGCGGCGCUGCGGCCGCGGUGGCCUACCUCGAGCGCCUGCUGGGGCUGGCGCGCGGCGGCGGGGACGAUGAGGGCCGGGUGCACCACGGCGCCUUGGGGGCGUCUGUUUGA